Drosophila erecta is the source of this 1168-nucleotide messenger RNA. It is a transcript of the gene VhaAC39-2, whose product is annotated as probable V-type proton ATPase subunit d 2. Gene Ontology annotation, molecular function: proton-transporting ATPase activity, rotational mechanism. Gene Ontology annotation, cellular component: plasma membrane proton-transporting V-type ATPase complex; early endosome; lysosomal membrane. The record is from RefSeq and is a predicted model, not a curated record. NCBI's taxonomy places the organism in Eukaryota, Metazoa, Arthropoda, Insecta, Diptera, Drosophilidae. Gene Ontology annotation, biological process: proton transmembrane transport; vacuolar acidification; vacuolar transport. The coding region runs from base 68 to 1120 and encodes 350 amino acids. The transcript has 2 exons.
AUACGUUCACUCACAAGUUGCCUGGUGUGAAUUCCUAGUAGUAAUAGCUCGAAAACAACAAGCCAAAAUGUCGAUGAUGUUCAAUGCAGAGUGGGGCUACCUGGAGGCCCUAACGCGUGGUUUCAAGAACGGCAUGCUGAAGCACUCGGACUAUCUAAAUCUAACCCAGUGCGAGUCCCUCGAGGACGUGAUGAUCAGUAUCCAGGGCACCGACUACGGCCUCAUCUUUGGCGGCGAGAAAUCAGAGCCGUGCGUGGAGGUGAUCGAGCAGUGCCUGAGGGACCGCCUACUGCAGCAGUACUCCUACAUACGCAGCCAUUCGACGGAGCCGCUGACCACCUUCAUGGAGUUUAUACGUUAUCCGUUCAUGAUCGAUAACGUAGCGCUUCUGGUCGCCGGCCUAAACAACCGCCGAUCCAUGAAGCGUUUGCUAAAAAUGUGCCAUCCGCUGGGUGAAUUCGAUCAACUGGGCGCCAUUGAAGUGGCCACUAAUUCCGCGGAGCUCUUCGAUGCCGUCCUGAUUGACACGCCCAUUUCUCGGUUCGUGCCACGCGACUUGCCCAUGGAGUCCCUGCGUUACCUCGACGUGGAGAUUGUGCGAGCCCAUCUGUACCGCUCGUAUCUGGAGACCUUCUACGCCUACUGCAGCCAACUGGGCGGCAACACCGCCAGCGUGAUGACCAAUCUGCUGUCCUUCGAGGCGGAUCGUCGGACCAUCACAAUAGCAGUGAACGCUAUUGACAGUGAUAUCAGUGCGAAGGAGCGUCUUAAGAUGUUCCCCACCUGUGGCUACCUGCCCGAUAUAGCCCUGGCCGCCAUGUCCUCUUUGAAUGACACGGAUAAAAUAAAGGAUGUGUGCAAUGUGUUCGACGGCUAUGGCAAAAUGUUUGACAACUUGGAGCGGGACACGGGCGGCAUGAUCACGCUGGAGGACCGCUUUCUGAUGAUGGAGGCCAAGAAGAAUGUGCAGACCUUCCUGCAGCAGUACCACUUCGGGAUCUUCUACUCGUUCAUCAAGCUAAAACUGCUGGAGUGCCGCAAUAUCGUCUGGAUCAGCGAGUGCAUAGCGCAGCGCCAGACGGACAGAGUCUACGCCUACAUACCCAUACCCCUGGACUAAGAACUUAUUUUCCUUUCUUCUUCGCUGUGAAAUGUUCCGUUCCUUUUG